Molecule: messenger RNA, 4328 nt
Organism: Phasianus colchicus (ring-necked pheasant)
Lineage: Eukaryota; Metazoa; Chordata; Aves; Galliformes; Phasianidae
Source: RefSeq, a predicted model, not a curated record
AUGCUGGACCCGUCGUCCAGCGAGGAGGAGUCGGAGGAGCUGGUGGAGGAGGAGAGCGGCAAGGAGCCGCUGGCUCCCGCCGCCGCUCGCCUCUCGCCCAGCCGCCCCGGCGAGAGCCCCGGCCCCGGCCCCGGAGGCGGCGGUAGCGGCGGCGGAGGGCUGCAGCCGGGCGGACGCGCCGGGGGAGCGGCUCGGCCCGCCAGCCCCAGCCCGUCGGUGGCCAGCGAGAAGGAGAAGGAUGAGCUGGAGCGGCUGCAGCGCGAGGAGGAGGAGAGGAAGAGGAAGCUGCAGCUCUACGUCUUCGUCAUGCGCUGCAUCGCCUACCCCUUCAACGCCAAGCAGCCCACCGACAUGGCCCGCCGGCAGCAGAAGAUUAGUAAGCAGCAGCUCCAGACAAUUAAAGAUCGUUUCCAGGCCUUUCUCAAUGGAGAAACCCAGAUUGUGGCAGAUGAAGCAUUUAUAAAUGCUGUCCAGAGCUACUAUGAGGUGUUUUUGAAAAGCGAUCGCGUUGCAAGGAUGGUGCAGAGCGGGGGGUGCUCAGCCAAUGACUCCCGAGAGGUCUUCAAGAAGCACAUUGAGAAGAGGGUGCGCAGCCUGCCUGAAAUCGAUGGCCUCAGCAAGGAGACGGUCCUGAGCUCCUGGAUGGCGAAGUUCGAUGCCAUUUACCGCGGCGAGGAGGAUCCCCGCAAGCAGCAGGCCAGGAUGACGGCGAGCGCUGCCUCCGAGCUCAUCCUCAGCAAGGAGCAGCUCUACGAGAUGUUCCAGAACAUUUUGGGGAUCAAGAAAUUUGAGCAUCAGCUGCUGUACAAUGCUUGUCAGCUGGACAACCCAGAUGAGCAAGCAGCACAGAUCAGACGUGAGUUGGAUGGACGUCUUCAAAUGGCAGAGCAAAUCGCCAAGGAGCGCAAGUUUCCCAAGUUUGUGUCCAAAGAAAUGGAAAACAUGUACAUCGAGGAGCUGAAGUCAUCUGUCAAUCUCCUGAUGGCCAACUUAGAGAGCAUGCCUGUGUCUAAAGGAGGCUCCGAGUUCAAGCUGCAGAAGCUGAAGCGUAGUCACAACACCUCGAUAAUUGACAUGGGAGAAGAAAAUGAAAACCAGCUGUCCAAGUCAGACGUUGUGUUGUCGUUCUCCCUGGAGGUUGUCAUCAUGGAGGUGCAGGGUCUGAAGUCAUUGGCCCCCAACCGCAUCGUGUACUGCACCAUGGAAGUGGAAGGUGGUGAGAAACUGCAGACUGACCAGGCUGAAGCAUCAAAGCCAACCUGGGGCACCCAAGGAGACUUCACGACAACCCACGCGCUUCCUGCAGUGAAGGUGAAGCUGUUCACAGAGAGUACAGGUGUGCUGGCCCUGGAGGACAAAGAGCUUGGGAGGGUUGUUCUCCAUCCCACUCCCAACAGCCCAAAGCAGUCAGAGUGGCACAAAAUGACAGUUUCCAAAAAUUGCCCAGAUCAAGACCUGAAGAUCAAGCUUGCUGUACGAAUGGAUAAGCCCCAAAACAUGAAGCACUCUGGAUAUUUAUGGGCCAUUGGUAAAAAUGUUUGGAAGAGAUGGAAGAAACGAUUCUUUGUUCUGGUGCAGGUUAGUCAAUAUACAUUUGCUAUGUGCAGCUACCGGGAGAAAAAAGCUGAGCCUCAAGAGCUGCUGCAGCUCGACGGAUACACUGUGGACUACACCGACCCACAGCCAGGUUUGGAAGGUGGCAGAGCAUUCUUCAACGCUGUGAAGGAAGGAGACACGGUGAUUUUUGCGAGUGACGAUGAGCAGGACCGCAUCCUGUGGGUCCAAGCCAUGUACCGAGCCACCGGCCAGUCUCACAAACCUGUGCCACCUACCCAAGUGCAAAAGCUAAAUGCUAAAGGAGGAAACGUUCCCCAGCUAGACGCCCCAAUCUCUCAAUUUUAUGCAGAUAGAGCUCAAAAGCAUGGCAUGGAUGAAUUUAUCUCUUCCAAUCCCUGUAACUUUGACCACGCUUCACUCUUUGAGAUGGUUCAGCGCCUCACUUUGGACCACAGACUUAAUGAUUCCUAUUCUUGUCUGGGCUGGUUUAGUCCUGGCCAGGUCUUUGUGCUAGAUGAGUAUUGUGCACGUAAUGGAGUGAGAGGCUGUCACAGACAUCUCUGCUACCUCAGAGAUUUGCUAGAGCGCGCAGAAAACGGAGCUAUGAUUGACCCCACCUUACUUCACUACAGCUUUGCCUUUUGUGCAUCACAUGUUCAUGGCAACAGGCCGGAUGGGAUAGGAACGGUAACCGUCGAUGAGAAAGAGCGAUUUGAAGAGAUCAAGGAGCGGCUGCGUGUGCUUCUGGAGAAUCAGAUCACGCACUUUAGGUACUGCUUUCCAUUUGGCCGUCCAGAAGGUGCGCUAAAAGCCACUCUAUCGCUGCUGGAAAGGGUUCUGAUGAAAGACAUAGUUACUCCAGUCCCUCAAGAGGAGGUAAAAACAGUCAUCCGUAAAUGCUUGGAGCAAGCAGCUCUAGUCAAUUAUACUCGACUAUCAGAGUAUGCCAAAAUUGAAGAAAAUGUAGGCCGGUUAGUCACACCAGCUAAAAAGUUAGAAGACACAAUACGUCUGGCAGAAUUGGUAAUUGAAGUCCUCCAACAAAACGAAGAGCACCACGCAGAGGCCUUUGCUUGGUGGUCAGACUUAAUGGUUGAGCACGCGGAGACCUUCCUGUCGCUGUUUGCGGUGGAUAUGGAUGCUGCGUUAGAGGUGCAACCCCCCGACACGUGGGACAGCUUUCCACUCUUUCAGCUUCUAAACGAUUUCCUCCGUAGUGACUAUAAUUUGUGCAAUGGAAAGUUCCACAAACACCUCCAAGACCUGUUUGCUCCACUUGUUGUUAGAUAUGUCGAUCUGAUGGAGUCCUCAAUUGCACAGUCAAUUCACAGGGGCUUUGAGCGGGAGUCAUGGGAGCCAGUAAAGAGUUUAACAAGUAAUCUGCCCAAUGUGAAUCUACCAAAUGUGAAUCUCCCUAAAGUACCAAAUCUACCAGUUAACAUCCCACUAGGCAUCCCACAAAUGCCUAGCUUUUCUGCACCGUCAUGGAUGGCUGCUAUUUAUGAUUCUGACAAUGGAUCAGGCACCUCAGAAGAUCUGUUCUGGAAACUGGAUGCACUACAGACCUUCAUCCGGGAUUUGCACUGGCCUGAGGAGGAGUUUGGGAAACACUUGGAGCAGCGCUUGAAGCUUAUGGCGAGUGACAUGAUCGAGUCCUGUGUGAAGAGAACCAGGAUUGCAUUUGAAGUAAAACUGCAGAAAACCAGCCGAUCAACAGAUUUCCGAGUCCCUCAAUCAAUAUGCACCAUGUUUAAUGUCAUGGUAGAUGCCAAAGCUCAGUCAACAAAGCUUUGCAGCAUGGAAAUGGGCCAGGAGCACCAGUACCAUUCAAAAAUAGAUGAACUAAUUGAGGAAACUGUCAAAGAAAUGAUAACACUCCUAGUGGCAAAGUUUGUCACCAUUUUGGAAGGAGUCUUGGCCAAACUGUCUAGAUACGAUGAAGGAACUUUGUUUUCUUCUUUCCUGUCAUUUACUGUGAAGGCUGCUUCCAAAUACGUGGAUGUACCCAAGCCAGGGAUGGAUGUUGCUGAUGCCUAUGUGACAUUUGUCCGCCACUCUCAGGAUGUCCUGCGUGAUAAGGUCAAUGAGGAGAUGUAUAUAGAAAGGUUAUUUGAUCAAUGGUACACCAGCUCGAUGAACGUCGUCUGCACCUGGCUGACGGACCGCAUGGACCUGCAGCUGCACAUCUACCAGCUGAAAACGCUCAUUAGGAUAGUGAAGAAAACGUACCGGGAUUUCCGAUUGCAAGGCGUGCUGGACUCCACCUUGAACAGCAAAACCUACGAGACCAUUCGGAACCGGCUGACAGUAGAGGAGGCCACGGCGUCGGUCAGUGAGGGCGGAGGGCUGCAGGGGAUCACCAUGAAGGACAGCGAUGAGGAGGACGAAGAGGACGACUAGGGCAGCUGGCCCCACGUCUGUGCAUGUACCUCGUCCAUAACUCAGUUAGCCACAUUAGGAAUUCUUCUGUCAGCUCUAAAUGCCCAUGAGAAGUUUACCAAUACAAAUGCCAUGUUAGCUGUGUGGUAAUAAGGUUAGCACCUCUCUUCGAUUCAUUGGUUUCCUGAUUUCAUAUCUGUAUGUUCAUAAGCAAUAUGGAGCACCAUUGUUUAAUACUGUUAAUGGAAAAUUACAUAGAAAACAUACUAGGUGUGUCCCUGUUAUAAUUAAACAAUGCUUCAUUAAUGUACUGUAUAUACAUUGAUGGUAAAUUGUUGUGAAGAUGAGUGAAUCGAGUCCUUUCAUUUCUUUGUUUCUCUUCUGUGGAUGCC